ACAGCCAAUGAAAAUUCGUAAUACAAAUUCCAGCAUCAUUUCCGGAGCGGUAAUCAAUAACGAAAGUAGAAUUGAUUGCGCAACAUACAAUUCGAAGCAAUUUUGAGCUAAUAACUGGUAUCAGUAAUUAAAAGACUGUGACCUAGACUGCCACCAUGGCUACAGAGGUGGAAAUUGACGACUCCUUGUACAGUCGACAGAGAUAUGUAUUGGGUGAUGGUGCUAUGAAGAGGAUGGCCAAGGCUUCAGUUCUACUGUAUGGUAUGGGAGGUCUUGGUAUAGAAAUAGGGAAAAACAUUGUCCUUGCUGGAGUCAAGUGCUUGACAGUUCAAGACCCCAAUAUUUCCACUACAUUGGAUCUUGGAACACAGUUUUUCUUGCGACCAGAAGAUGUACAAAAUAAAAAGAACAGAGCUGAAGCAAGUGUGCAUCGCCUGCGAGAGUUGAAUCCAUACGUCAGCAUAGAUACCCUUACAAGUGCGCUGAAUGAGUCAACAGAUUUACAGUACCUGAAACAGUUUCAGUGUGUGAUCCUUACAGAACUGCCUCACUCUGUACAAGUUAAUGUGAACUCAUUCUGCAGAACAAAUGGGAUACAGUUUAUCAGUGCCGAUGUGUACGGUUUGUUUUGCGGAGCGUUUUGUGAUUUUGGAGAUAGUUUUAAUGUGGUAGAUCCAACUGGCGAGGAACCGAAAGAAGUUUUCAUAGCUAAUAUAACAAAGGAUAAUCCAGGUGUUGUUACAUGUUUAGAUCAUCGGAUGCAUGGGUUUGAGACUGAUGACACUGUAACAUUUAAAGAAGUUUCAGGAAUGACUGAAAUUAACAAAGUACAGUGUAAAAUAAAAGUGAUAUCACCAUAUGCAUUCAGUAUAUGUGAUACAUCUGGAUCAGAUUUCUCUCCCUAUAUCAGUGGUGGUAUCUGUACACAAGUCAAAGUUGCCAAAACUCUAACUUUUGAAAAUUUGCAAACACAGUUGAUAAAGCCAGAUAUUCUUGUAACUGACUUCAGUAAAAUGGAGGUACCCAUCAGUAUUCAUGCGGGUUUCAAUGCUCUAUAUAAAUUCAGGGAAUCACAUGGACGACUGCCAAAUGUAUGGUGUUCUGAAGAUGCUGACAAGAUGCUGGCUCUAGUCACAGAAAUGAAAGGACAGGGAAAGUUCACUGACAUUGGUGAAAUAUCUGAUGAUGUCAUCAGAUUACUGUCAUAUACAUGUCGGGGAAGUUUCCUACCUCUAUGUGCUGCCCUCGGUGGUAUAGUUGCACAAGAGGCCCUGAAAGCCAUCACAGGAAAGUUCACACCACUCAAACAAUGGCUGUACCUUGAUGCUAUAGAAGUGAUAGACAAAGAUGACAGAGAAAGGUUGGAGUUAUUUCAAGCAAAAGGUGAUAGAUAUGAUCAGCUGAGGAUCUGUGUAGGAGAACAUACUGUACAGAAAUUACACCAGUUAAAGUUGUUUAUGGUUGGUUGUGGUGCUAUUGGAUGUGAGAUGUUAAAGAACUAUGCUAUGAUGGGUGUGGCAACACAACAACCUGGCAAGAUCACUAUAACGGAUAAUGAUCUUAUAGAAAAAUCAAAUCUUAACAGACAAUUCCUAUUCAGACCGCAACAUAUACGAAAACCAAAGAGCACCACAGCAGCACAGGCAGUCCAACAAAUCAAUGCUGUUUUACAGCGUUUAUCAGAAAGUCAACCAGUAGAGGGCGCUGUUCAAGCUAGCAAGUUACUCGUGUUUCGACCAAAAGAUUGGCCAUCUUGUGUACAUAUAGGAAGACUCAAGUUUGAGAAAUAUUUCAAUCACAAGGCCAAACAUUUACUUCACGCCUUUCCUCUAGACACAAAGAUAUCAGAUGGAAGUCCAUUUUGGCAGUCACCUAAGAGACCUCCUACUCCAAUACAGUUUGAUUCCAGUAAUCCUUUGCACCUCCAGUUUGUUAUUGCAACAGCACAUCUAUAUGCAGAUAAUAAUAAAAUAUCUGUACCAAAACCCGUGGAUAUACAACAAAUAACAAAGUUUAUAGCAGAUGAAAAAUUCCCAAAUUUUUGGUCCAAAGAGGGUCUCGAUUUUACUAUCUGGGACCGAUGGGACAUUAAAGGAAAUCCGGACUUUACAUUACAGAAUCUACUUGAUAAACUAAAGGCCGAAGCCCAGGAAGAAUGUGUUAUGGAUUUGGUCGUCUCGUUCCCGAGUUUCAUAAGUGACGAAGAUAUCGGGGGACCCCCUGUACGAUACUUCUUCGGACUUUGAUGCUCAAUAAUAAUUUAAUAUGCACUAUUUAUAAUGCAUCUUUACAUUGCAUUCUUAAAUAUUAGUUCUUGAAGAAACUUAACUGUUUCAUGUCUUUUAUAUUUUUGUUUGUUUCCUGCUUUUUAUGCCGUUGAGUAUAUGAAAUGGGGCAUAUUAGUUUUAAAUAAUAUUACAUGUAUUUAUUUAAAUUUAAGCUCAUUUGUUAAGAAAUCUUGUAGUUUAUUUGAUUAUUUUUUUAAUAUGCUUCAUGGAGAGGUCUUGAAUCCACGAUACAGGGGUCAGUUAAGAAGCACAGACCUUAAACCAUUAGGCCACCGCUCCCAUUUUUCUUGUGCCAACAGGUGAUAUUCUUGUUUAAAAACACUAUUUAUUUAAACUUGAUUGUAAAGAAAG
Molecule: messenger RNA, 2639 nt
Organism: Ruditapes philippinarum (Manila clam)
Lineage: Eukaryota; Metazoa; Mollusca; Bivalvia; Venerida; Veneridae
Product: ubiquitin-like modifier-activating enzyme 6
Exons: 24
Coding region: 156-2246 (696 amino acids)
Biological process (GO): protein sumoylation
Cellular component (GO): SUMO activating enzyme complex; cytoplasm
Molecular function (GO): SUMO activating enzyme activity
Source: RefSeq, a predicted model, not a curated record